AUGCUCAAGUCGCAAACUGUCGGUCUCGUGCAUCUGUCCGACUUUCGCAAACGUCGCGCCGAGGUUUUGGAACAAAAGGAGCGCGAGGCGCAUGACAAGUCGCUAGGACGACUAGCAUCUGGUAUUUCAAGAAGCGCAACUCCCUCCACCGGCGAAGUGACUGACGGAUCUUCGACGCCACGAAGUGACGGUCCGCCUAAGAAGAAGAAAAAGAAGCCUCUUAUCAAAAGCAAGCUUUCUUUUGGUGACGAUAAUGAAAACGAGGAUACCGGGGAAGAGUCCGUGGCAACUCCGCGUGACUCGAGCACAUCGCGAUCAGGUUCAAAGACUCCCACUGAAGAGGGUGCUACAUCUGCGGCGCGUCGCAUGAAGGCGAACCCGAAUGCGCCACCUCCUCCAAAGGCAAUGACGAAGGCUGCGAUGGAAGCCGAGGCACAGGCUCGCGACACACUCCGCAAGGAGUUUUUAUCGAUGCAGGAAGCGGUGAAGAAUACCGAGAUUGUGAUUCCCUUUGUAUUCUUUGACGGGACAAGCAUACCGGCUGGAUCGGUCAAGGUCAAGAAGGGCGAUCAUGUGUGGUUGUUCCUGGACCGGUGCCGCAAGGUCGGCGCUGAGUUGGGAGUGGGAGGUGCCAAUGGAGCCUCAAAAGCCCGAAAAGAUACUCGGCGUGAAUGGGCCCGAGUCAGUGUCGAUGACCUGAUGCUGGUCAAGGGUGAUGUGAUUGUUCCACAUCACUAUGAGUUCUACUAUUUCAUUGCUAAUAGAGUGCCGAGUUUCUCAAAGACCGGCGGUCUACUCUUUGAUUACUCGGAUAAACCCUCAGAAACCAGUGAUGACCCCUUAAAUCACCCCGACGAUCAAUUAGAAGGCGCAGACAAAGAUUCCAGUGAGACCAAAGUAGUGGAUCGUCGCUGGUAUGAAAAGAACAAGCAUAUCUACCCCGCAAGUCUUUGGAAUGAGUACGAGCCAGGAAAGGACUUUGAAGAGAAGAUGACUUCAACCCGGCGUGAUGCGGCUGGAAAUACAUUUUUCUUUUAG
Penicillium maclennaniae is the source of this 1038-nucleotide messenger RNA. Its product is annotated as FAM50/XAP5 family protein. The transcript has 3 exons. Gene Ontology annotation, biological process: chromatin organization. Lineage: Eukaryota; Fungi; Ascomycota; Eurotiomycetes; Eurotiales; Aspergillaceae. The record is from RefSeq and is a predicted model, not a curated record. Bases 1 to 1038 code for a protein of 345 amino acids. Gene Ontology annotation, cellular component: nucleus.